AUGCCUCAAAACCACACCACCCCCUCUCUCGAAGCAAGCGACCGCUAUCUCGCCACCCUAUGCGGCUCAAAGCGAGUCGAUCACCUCCCAAGCACCUCUGGUUUCUCUACCUUGCCACUUGAAUCACCACACACGGCACUCCCUUCACCAAUCGAUACCCGCUAUUGUUUUGAGUCCUCCUCCUCAAUAUCCCCGUCAAGUGCCAGCUCAAGCACCUGGACAUCCCCUUCUACCAAUCCCUUCUGGAGUCCACCCAAAUCCGAGAAAUCUCCCAGUGCCUCCUCCGUCAUCGCCACGAACCGCGCUGACUUGAUUGAUGAUCUUUCAUCUACUCGAUUAGCCAAGAAGACCUCAGCGGUUUCCUCAACCGACUUGACGUCCUUCUUCGCACCAAGCAACACCGCCGAUUCUGCGAAAUCCACUGAUGUCCAAUGCUUGGCUCGUGAGAACCCCAUCACCCGAUGCCUUUCGGAUCUUCACUUGCUGCAGACGCCACUGCGUUCUGCCUUCCAGGAAGUUUUUGACUCUCUAUCAGACGACGCUCCUGAGCCGGUGGCCGAAAUAUAUCAGUGCGAUGACGAAACAGUCAACUGUUCUCAAACCCCUUCUGAUGUCAGUCUCACGCAAUCGGAUGUAAACUCAUUGGUGAUUUCGAACUCGCAAAGCCUGGAGGAAACCCGUCUGUCAACCUCGCCCUGUAGUUUGAAACGAUGUCCUGCAAGGGUGAAACGGUCCUCGAGGGAAAGGAGCUGGGCACCUCCGACAAUCGAUUUGCCUCCCAGGCCAAAAGCUCUUACCCAGCCAAAGUCUCUUACCAGGCCAAAGGCUCUUACCAAGCCAACGGCGCCCUUGUCAGGAACGUUCGUCUUUGAUCGCGCCUUCAUUCGUCAGACGAGACACUUCAAGUAUUGGACCGCCAUCCUCGACGCUCCUCCCUCAGUUGCUUCAUCUUCAAGGGCUGGCUAA
Molecule: messenger RNA, 966 nt
Organism: Puccinia graminis f. sp. tritici CRL 75-36-700-3
Lineage: Eukaryota; Fungi; Basidiomycota; Pucciniomycetes; Pucciniales; Pucciniaceae
Exons: 3
Coding region: 1-966 (321 amino acids)
Source: RefSeq, a predicted model, not a curated record